This is a messenger RNA of Baudoinia panamericana UAMH 10762, 865 nucleotides long. RefSeq lists its product as uncharacterized. Gene Ontology annotation, biological process: translation. Bases 14 to 733 code for a protein of 239 amino acids. Lineage: Eukaryota; Fungi; Ascomycota; Dothideomycetes; Mycosphaerellales; Teratosphaeriaceae. Gene Ontology annotation, cellular component: ribosome. The record is from RefSeq and is a predicted model, not a curated record. The transcript is spliced from 3 exons. Gene Ontology annotation, molecular function: structural constituent of ribosome.
CACCACCGUCAAGAUGAAGCUCAACAUUUCGUACCCGGCCAAUGGCACGCAAAAGCUCAUUGAGAUCGAAGAUGACCGCAAGCUUCGUGUCUUCAUGGAGCGCCGCAUGGGCCAAGAAGUCCCGGGCGACAGCGUUGGUGACGAGUUCAAGGGCUACAUCUUCAAGAUCACCGGCGGCAACGACAAGCAAGGAUUCCCCAUGAAGCAGGGAGUCAUGCACCCUACACGUGUGCGGUUACUCCUCGCCGACGGUCACAGCUGCUACCGUCCCCGCCGGACAGGUGAGCGUAAGAGGAAGAGUGUAAGAGGCUGCAUCGUUGCAAUGGACUUGUCAGUCUUGGCCUUGGCGGUAGUCAAGCAGGGUGACAACGACAUCCCUGGCUUGACGGAUACUGUGCACCCGAAGCGUCUCGGUCCCAAGCGUGCGACCAAGAUUCGCCGCUUCUUCGGUCUCAGCAAGGAAGACGAUGUCCGCAAAUUCGUCAUUCGCCGCGAGGUGCAGCCCAAGAAGGAGGGCGCGAAGCCCUACACCAAGGCACCACGCAUUCAGCGUCUUGUCACCCCUCAGCGUCUGCAGCACAAGAGGCACAGGAUCGCAAUCAAGCGUCGUCGGGCGGAGGCAAGCAAGGAUGCUGCGAAUGAGUACGCGCAGAUCUUGCACAAGCGUGUAGGCGAGGAGAAGCAGAAGCAGGCCGAUAUGCGGAAGAGGCGUGCGUCUAGCAUGCGCAAGUAGGUUACUUAGUGAAGUCUACUUGCCGUCUCAGUGCGUUUGCAUGUUAUGGCCGCUCAGCAAGGAUUGGCGCUUCGAAGCAUCGCCACUCGCCAUGAGCGUGGCAGGGAGGGCAGGGAUGGCGUUGAUAGUGUC